Messenger RNA from Xylaria bambusicola, 1600 nucleotides. Its product is annotated as Fructosamine/Ketosamine-3-kinase. NCBI's taxonomy places the organism in Eukaryota, Fungi, Ascomycota, Sordariomycetes, Xylariales, Xylariaceae. The record is from RefSeq and is a predicted model, not a curated record. Bases 685 to 1467 code for a protein of 260 amino acids. The transcript has 3 exons.
GCAGCACUAUGACGACAUACCUACUUCUUGUAGGCAGUUAUCUCCGGAACUAUGGGAGCCGGCAUACGUCGUGCUUCCCAGUUACCCGUCUAUGGACUGUCAUGAUGAUGGCACUGCAGCAACAUCAGCAUUGCUGAUUGGGCACGGUGACGCGGAUUGCAGACCAGAAGGAGGAACCCCGCACUUGUUGUGUGGUAACACCAGAUCAAAGGUGCUUACGAAGUAUAUUAUGUAGUGAAGGUUUGUUUUUAACUUAACGUUACCUCCAUGCAGAGUAAGUUGAGCAGGGUGACCCAAAUAUUUCGAACCAUGCCGACUUCUGAACCUGAGCAUCCUCGAAAUGGCCAUGUCUACUAUGAUGCCACCUGAUGACCUCGGGGACGACGGUGAAUUAGAUGCCAACAUCGUCGCAGGUAAUAUUGGAUGCCCUCAUGAGGCACAGGUUUUUGACAUUUACUAAUAUACAUCAGCAUUGCCGACUAGCAGCGCAACCCACUUCGUCACCCCAUCGGGCGAGAGUCUUUGGGUACAGACGGUGAAGAUCGAGGCCAGGGAUGGGGAAAACGAGACUGGCGCGUUCUUCAAGAAGGUACACCCCAGUUGAUAUUGCUGGGCACUCGCAAGACCAGUUGACUGGCAUUGCUGACGUUGUUUUAGAGCGCUCCCGGAGACACCGGUUACGGCAUGAUGAAGGGAGCCUUCGAGGCUGAAAAUGCCCUCUACGACGUCAUACCCGAGUACGUCCCUCGCCCGGUCAGCUAUGGGACCUACAUGACCCAUCCUGAUCUGCAUUUCUAUAUAUGUGACUUCGUCGAUUUGGUCGAUGAAGUCCCCAGUCCUGCCGUAUGGGCUGAAGCAGCUGCAACAUUGCACAAGCGCAGCAGGUGGCCUACCGGACAGUUCGGUUUUCACUGCCCUGGCCACGUGGCCAACGUGUUAAUCGAUAAUAUUUGGGAUUCAUCCUGGGAAUCUGUCUGGACUCAUCAAAUGAGAUCAUUACUGCGUCAGGACGAAGCAAUACAUGGUGUAGAUGAAAAAUACUCUGAGCUACAGGCCACUUUUUUCGACGUUGUGAUCCCUACAUACCUAAGGCCGUUGGAAUCAAACGGUCGGUCAAUAACACCAUGUCUAGUUCAUUCAAACCUGUGGCCCGGUAAUAUCAAGCCGCGGGCAGACUCCAACACAGUUUGCAUGUUCGAUUCGUGUGCUUGCUGGGGACAUCAUGAAGCUGAGCUGGCUGUUUGCCGGAACCCACGAUAUCGUCUUGGUAAAACGUAUAUAGAAGAGUACCUGAAGCACAUGCCGAUUUCAGAACCGGUAGAGGAUUUUGAUACGCGCAAUGCUAUAUACGCGAUGAAGUAUCACAUAGUACUAUCAAUAGCGCAUCAUCAAGAUCCCGAAUAUCGACAAAUUGCAAUCAGAGAAAUGAAGCAACUUGUAGAACAAGUCACUCGUUCCGUGUCAUAAAGUCGCCCUUGCCAAAUAUUACGUCAGAAAGCGAACAGUAUUUCUUGCAUAUAUGUUAAAGUUGAUAAUUAAAUUAAUCAUUUAAUACUAUAUUUUGAAAACCUAAUAGACUACAUUUAAGAACCCGAACCCG